AUGGAGGUGAGAAUGUACUUCAUCACAUUGCCUUUUCUAAUCCCAUCAUUAUCGGUUUGGUUUCUUGUUCAUGCUUCGGUUGAUCGCAGAUUUCUCCAUAGUUCAUCCAACGCUAAUGUUCGACGAUGGAGCAGUUACAAGGUUGCCCGUCUGGUUAUUCCAUUGACAUUUCUCGUUGUUCAACUUGCAUAUGCACAUGUGUUGGUUUUCUAUGAAAUUCUUACAUCACCGCAGCGAACCUGCUCAAUUGGAAACAAAGCCUACAAUAUAUUUCUUGGAAUCUGGCAUGUGAUCACAUAUGGCACAGGUCCAGCUUUGCUGAUGCUCAUCUUCUCCUUGUUGACAAUUCGACACGUUCGACAAAGACGAGUAAUACCGACAGCAAGUCAUUCGAUUGAGGAAAAUCAGCGUUCGAGCGGUGAUAAUCAUUUGCUUCGGAUGGCGCUUGCACAAUGCGGAUUUAUCGCAAUAGCGACAACGAUAUAUGCUGUUGGUCAAUGGUACACAACAUUAACAGCAGAGCAAAGCAAGAGUAGUCUUCAAGUAGCCAUAGAUAACUUAUUUUAUUUUUGGACUGGAACUAUUUCAGGAUUUGGUCACGCUACAACAUUUUUCAUAUUUACUUUGAGCAGUAAAUUCUUUCGAGAACAGUUAUUUUGUCGUCGUCGAGGGAGAAAUUUCUGA
Adineta ricciae is the source of this 684-nucleotide messenger RNA. Lineage: Eukaryota; Metazoa; Rotifera; Eurotatoria; Adinetida; Adinetidae. The record is from the annotation of a GenBank genome assembly.